UUAUGUGAUUUAUACGUACUGUAUUACAUACUGCAGUCUGCAGUCUGCGGGGUUUGUUGUAUUAUUGUAUCUGUCACCUUAUAUCUUCCCUUUAUCGUGUAUCUUAAGUUCUUAAACCUGCAUUUUUUUUACGCUGUAUCUUAAAGCUGUUACCAUAUCUUUACCCUUUACCGUGUGUAUCUUGUAUGUUAUAUAGUGUGGCGUGCCUGGCAUGUUGUGGACUUGCGGACCUGUGGCUAUGCAUGCAGCAUGUCUGCAUCCACAGAGCCCAGGGAGUCGGGGCGGUAGAGUUAGACGGUGGGAUAUAUUACAUAGCUAAUACAGAAUUCCAGAUAUCCUUAGAGGUUAGUACCUUACUGCACGGCGGGUUGGCAUGUUCAGCCUUACAGUUUUCUCAUGCUCGUUGCUCGUGCUCAUGCUCAUGCUCAUGCUCGUCGCGGCUGGUUCUCACGUGUAUUGGAAUUAUGGACGUAUGGAUGUAUGGACCUCUGGACAGUGACCUAUAGUGUAUGGUAUACCAUAGCGAAACUAUAUACUACAGCCUGCAGCCUACAUUCUACAGUCUAGCUAUUAAUCUACUAAUACACUAUCUUGCAU
This is a messenger RNA of Xylona heveae TC161, 597 nucleotides long. RefSeq lists its product as hypothetical. NCBI's taxonomy places the organism in Eukaryota, Fungi, Ascomycota, Xylonomycetes, Xylonales, Xylonaceae. The record is from RefSeq and is a predicted model, not a curated record. The transcript has a single exon. The coding region runs from base 186 to 506 and encodes 106 amino acids.